Menidia menidia (Atlantic silverside) is the source of this 1674-nucleotide messenger RNA. The record is from the annotation of a GenBank genome assembly. NCBI's taxonomy places the organism in Eukaryota, Metazoa, Chordata, Actinopteri, Atheriniformes, Atherinopsidae.
AUGCGAGGAGACGGAGCUCCGGUCCGUAAGCUAAGCUUUCUGUUCUGUUACUGCCACCGCCGCAUGCUGUCCAUCCACAUUGUGGCUCUGGGCAGCGAGUGCCCCGGAGGAGUGGGGCCCGGGGAGGAGAUAAUGGGCCAGGGGCAGCUCCAGGGAGGGCUCCUGUGGAGCUACUUGGGUCACGGGGCUCUGGUGGGACCCUGCGGCAUGGAGGACAGCCUUCAAAACCCAGCCUUCAUGGAGUACACCUCACGUGUCUUUGGAGAUGUGACUGUAGUGGUUCGGGAUUGUCCCAGCUGGGACCUGUUGGACAGCGACUGGGCCAGUGUGCGGAAGGUUCUUGAGCAGGCAGACAUCCUGGUCAUUAAGUAUUCAGUCACAGACAAGCUGGCCUUCCAGCAGGUCCGGAACGGAUACGCUCCGAGGCUCCGCCCCCUCUUGAGGCACUGGGGUGUGCCUGUGAUCCUUGUUGCUGUUGGAGCCCGGCUGAAUGAUGAAGGCCCUCCUUGUACGUGUCCGCUGUGUGCGUCUGAUUGGAGCAGCUGCGUGCCUCACAGCGAAGGCCUGCAGCUCUCCCGGGACCUGGGGGCCACUUAUCUGGAGCUGCCCUCUCUCAACCACGUCUUUGUUGGUCGUUACUUUGGCAGUGUGCUAGAGUACUUCAUGAUCCAGUGUCUGAAACACAAAGCCAAAGAGAGGCCAGAAAAGAGGCGAGGAAAUAAAGUGAAUGACCUCCGCCCCCCUCACUUGGAACAACCAGCUCGUCUUCCCCCUAUCCGGGUGGAGGAGUCCAGCUUCGCCCAGGACAUGCAGUGGUUGUUGGAGCGUGGCGUGCAGUUCGCAGACGUGGCUUUCUAUGCUGGGGAUUCUGGGAAAGAACUGGGGUGGGCACACGCUGCUGUGCUCUGCGCUGUCAGCCCAUACUUCAGACAGCUGCUACUGGGACCCAAGACCAGGGAACGCCCACAGUCGCGAUGCAUUUGCAGAGAGCGGGACGCAGGCCCCCAUUCGCUCCUCUCCACCUGGGAUGGGGGCAUUAUUGAUGACAUGCCACGAUCGGAAGGGCACGUGACGGGACGCCUGACCCGGCUGGUGGUGAAGGACCCCCUCUUGUGUAUGUGCUUGUGGGAGACGCUCAUGUUCAUUUACAGAGGAGCGUGGGAGUGGGAGCACCUCCAGGAGGCCCUGGAAGAGAAGCUCAAGAAUUCGAUAGCUGUGGCUCAGCUUAUGGAGCGCAUACGGUCGCUCAUCGGCAGAGAAAGGGAAACAAAGCAGCACUUCAAGGUCACAGCAAGUGUGCUGCAAGCCAUGGCCGUGCUGGUCUGUGCGGAGAUGUACCAGGUGAAGCGGCUGCAGCAUCUGUGUGAGGUGUGUGUGUGCGCCUACCUUCAGAGCAUGCCCAGCAGAGAGCUGGCCUCGACGGGGAUCAGCGUGGUUCGACUUCUCCGCAGAGCAAAGUGUCACAACGCAGAGCAGCUGUAUGUUUGGCUCCUACACUUCAUCGCCAACAACUACCUGAUCUUCAGUCAUAAACCGGACUUCCUGGAGCUCUCAGAGGAGGAGCGUGAACAGGUGGAGAGGCUACGCUGGCCGUCCAGGGGAUAUCUGCAGGAGCUCAGCGAGUACCAGCAGCGCCGCCGCAAACUUCGCAAGUCCCGCUGCAUAAUCAUGUGA